Molecule: messenger RNA, 1441 nt
Organism: Mya arenaria
Lineage: Eukaryota; Metazoa; Mollusca; Bivalvia; Myida; Myidae
Exons: 3
Coding region: 59-748 (229 amino acids)
Source: RefSeq, a predicted model, not a curated record
ACAUUUACAAUUACAGGAUUCAUUAAAAAGGUGCGUUAAACUUACCUUUAAAGUAAAUAUGGCAGGAAAGGAUAAUACACAUAACGCGUUUACAGGAAAUGCGACUACAACUGGAGAAAGUAACACAACAUACAAAUACGCUGCCUUUUUGCCGAUUCCUGUAGUUUUGAGUUUAAUUUUGUUUCUUAUUGGGUUUGUAACACCCGGAUGGUCAGGCGCGAAAAUAGAAGGAACAUUUUAUGGCUCUGGAUUGUGGUACGAUUAUGUGUGUCACGCAGGAUCAGAUUGUGAAACCAAGCCUUUUGCUCAUAAAAGUAUGGUGUUAGGUGAUGAACUAGCAGAAGCAGUUGAAAAAUCCGUUUUGAAAUAUCGAGUAAUGGCAUGUUUAGCUUUGGCUUUCCAAAUAUUUGCAACAAUCUUGACAUUGUUGGCUCGAGUACCAAAGGCGAACUUUAAACAAUACCUGUUUACCUUCACUGGCAUCUGUGGCUUAUGUUUGUUUCUUUCAGCUUUGUUCAGUUUGGUCACAUCAGGGAUGCAUGUACACCAGAUUAUCAAGGCUUAUAAGGUCUACAAGAAAUAUAUAUACCUCUUUGAAGAAAUGCCUUUUAUAUUUCCGUAUUCCUUGUUUUUGUUCGGCAUCGGAGGAAUAAUUUCCGCGUUGACAAUGUGUUUCAUAAUGGGAACAUUUUGCUCCAAGCGCAUGCCAAUUAAUGGGCCCACUGGAAGCACCAUACUGAUGUCUUAGUGUGUUGUUCAAAUGUCUUAAACAGGAAAUUCAGUUCUCAACAGAUUUGUUAAACUUGUGAAUUAAUCAACGACGUUUCGUUUGACCAUGCCAAUGACUAUGCAGUACAAUCCACUUUCUUGCAUACCGGAUGUGUGUUUCCGGUCAUGUGACCGGUGCUGGAAACAAUCUUCUUGCAUACCGGACGUGUAUUUGAAUCUAAAUGAACCGUUUUUAAAGGGUCAUUCGAGGUUAUAGUACUGCCACAGAUUUAUUGAAUAUACAAUAUGUAGGACGGUUAAAUUUGUUUAUCCGAUAUUAUUUUAAAAUAGAAAAAAGGUUUAAUCCAACGUUUAUGGAAAAUGAAGAGACUUUACAUUUAUCAUUGUUAAUCAUUGUUGAAUUAUGUCUGUCUGUUUGUCUGUGGACGAUGAACAGUGUCAUUCAUAUCGAGUCUACUGUUUCACAUCUUUAUUUCCGAACGAUAUAUCUUUACAAUGGAAUACUUUAUUCUUGAAAAUUAAUAACCUUCUACUAAUGAUAUAUGUUACAAAUGAAACUAGAGGGACACAUGCAAACUAUAGGUGUUGACUUAAAAUACUAAACGUUACGAACCCUGUUCAGUUAAUUAUUGAAUAUAAUUUAUCUUUUUAUUUACUUAUUUACCCAUAAUAUUCUGUUUAUAAUUUCAAUUAAUAAAAAAGUAUGCAUGUU